This is a messenger RNA of Brassica napus (rape), 1440 nucleotides long. Its product is annotated as rho-N domain-containing protein 1, chloroplastic-like. The transcript has 2 exons. Gene Ontology annotation, biological process: DNA-templated transcription termination. NCBI's taxonomy places the organism in Eukaryota, Viridiplantae, Streptophyta, Magnoliopsida, Brassicales, Brassicaceae. The record is from RefSeq and is a predicted model, not a curated record. The coding region runs from base 122 to 1276 and encodes 384 amino acids.
UUACAAAGCCCAUUUAGGAAUUUGAAAUAAUCUAAAGCCCAAGAAGAGGAGGGUAGAAGAAGAGGAAGCUUAAUCUCUCUCUCUCUCUCUCGCUCUCGCUCCGAAGCUGUUCUUGGCGGCGAUGUCGGGAACUUUCAGUUUGAACUCUAACUACGUCCCUGGUUACACACUCUCAGUUUCAGUUUCAGACAGCAGAUGCUUUUAUAACCCUGCUGUUUAUAGAAGAACACCUGCUACAUUACCUUUUUCUUCUUGUCUCGAUCACAAACGUAAUGGAUCUCUGAAGUGUUCCCCAGAUAGUAGUUCUUUUGUUUGUCAAGCGAGUUCUGGUGGCUACAGGAGAAACCCUGAUUUCUCAAGGCUUAAUAAGCAUGGAAGAAACAGGCAAAGCGUAGAUGGAGACGGUUUUGAUGGUGAUAACUCUGAUAUGUUGUCUUCAAGAAACGGGUCUUUGCUCUCUCUGUCUAACUCCCCCAAGUUCCAAGCUACUUCAUCCCCUGGGCCUAGAGAGAAAGAGAUAGUGGAGCUUUUCCGAAAAGUUCAAGCUCAGCUCCGAGCUCGAGCAGCCACCAAGAUGGAAGAUAAAAAGGCACAAGAAGAAGAAGAAGAAGCUUCUAAAGGACGGGGUAAAGAAAGUGAAACUGUUGACUCUCUUCUUAAGUUACUAAGAAAGCACUCGGGAGAGCAGAGCAAGAAAGUUAACAAUUUUAACAGCCAUGGAGACAAUUCGGUACAAGGAGAUCAUGUGGACAGGAGGCAAGAUCGCAGCGGAGGAGGAAACCUUGUCAAGUCAUGGACCAAAGAUCAUAAUGCAUCAUCAUCCUUUACCAGGACAGCGUCAAGCUUCAGAAGAAAGUCGCCAGUACCAAGAUUUGAAUCGCCUCCUCCGACUUAUUCUAAUGAGGCAACUUUUGAUGAGGCGUCGAGUUACAGCGUGACUUGGACCCAUAAGAAGGAUACAGCAGAGCCGCGUGAUGAACCUGAAGACGAACCUGAGCCUGUGACAGCUAUUCUCGAACCAGAAUCUGAGCUGCAGCUAGACGCAUCAUCAUUUUAUCAAGAGGAGGAUGGUAAUGUUACUUUAGAUGCGUUAUCAGAUGAUGAGGAGGAGGAGUCUCUGGAUGAUGCUGAUGAAGAAGAGGAAGAACCUGUUAAAGACUUGAGUACAUUGAAGUUGAUGGAACUGAGAGGCAUAGCGAAAUCAAGGGGACUAAAAGGGUUUUCAAAGAUGAAGAAAGCCCAACUCGUGGAGUUGCUUAGUAGUGAUUCCAUCUGAUUCGACGGUGAAAGAGACUCAACAAAUAAUAUGAACAUUUACUAUCGUUAGUGACAAUGUUGAAAUGAGUUAAUUUCUGUGUUCUUUUUUUUUUUACCUGAAAAUACUGGCCGUGAUCAUGUUGUUUUGUUUACUCAGAUUUUAAUCUUUGGUUUUUGAAGAUC